Molecule: messenger RNA, 1651 nt
Organism: Mesoplodon densirostris (Blainville's beaked whale)
Lineage: Eukaryota; Metazoa; Chordata; Mammalia; Artiodactyla; Ziphiidae
Gene: MECP2
Product: methyl-CpG binding protein 2
Exons: 3
Coding region: 67-1563 (498 amino acids)
Biological process (GO): negative regulation of transcription by RNA polymerase II
Cellular component (GO): heterochromatin; nucleus
Molecular function (GO): methyl-CpG binding; chromatin binding; double-stranded methylated DNA binding
Source: RefSeq, a predicted model, not a curated record
UCGGCGUCGGCGGCGCGCGCGCUCCCUCCUCUCGGAGAGAGGGCUGUGGUAAAAGCCGUCCGGAAAAUGGCCGCCGCCGCCGCUGCCGCGCCGAGCGGAGGAGGAGGAGGAGGCGAGGAGGAGAGACUGGAAGAAAAGUCAGAAGAACAGGAUCUCCAGGGCCUGAAGGAUAAACCUUUGAAAUUUAAAAAGGUGAAGAAGGAUAAGAAAGAAGACAAAGAGGGCAAGCAUGAGCCCCUGCAGCCAGCGGCCCACCACUCUGCUGAGCCAGCAGAGGCAGGUAAAGCAGAGACCUCGGAAGGGUCGGGCUCAGCCCCAGCCGUGCCAGAAGCUUCGGCCUCCCCCAAACAGCGGCGCUCCAUCAUCCGCGACCGGGGACCCAUGUACGACGACCCCACUCUGCCUGAAGGUUGGACCCGAAAGCUUAAGCAAAGGAAAUCUGGCCGCUCCGCUGGGAAGUAUGAUGUGUAUUUGAUCAAUCCCCAGGGAAAAGCCUUUCGCUCUAAAGUGGAGCUGAUUGCAUACUUCGAAAAGGUAGGCGACACCUCCCUGGACCCUAAUGAUUUUGACUUCACGGUAACUGGGAGAGGGAGCCCCUCCCGGCGAGAGCAGAAACCACCUAAGAAGCCCAAAUCUCCCAAAGCUCCAGGAACUGGCAGAGGCCGGGGACGCCCCAAAGGGAGCGGCACCACGAGACCCAAGGCAGCAGCAUCAGAGGGCGUGCAGGUGAAAAGGGUCCUGGAGAAAAGUCCCGGGAAGCUGCUCGUCAAGAUGCCUUUCCAAGCUUCGCCGGGCAGCAAGGCUGAAGGGGGUGGGGCCACCACGUCGGCCCAGGUCAUGGUUAUCAAACGCCCCGGCCGGAAGCGAAAAGCUGAGGCUGACCCCCAGGCCAUUCCCAAGAAACGGGGCCGAAAGCCGGGCAGUGUGGUGGCGGCUGCUGCCGCCGAGGCCAAGAAGAAAGCCGUGAAGGAGUCUUCCAUCCGGUCUGUGCAGGAGACCGUGCUGCCCAUCAAGAAGCGCAAGACCCGGGAGACGGUGAGCAUCGAGGUGAAGGAGGUGGUGAAGCCCCUGCUGGUGUCCACCCUUGGCGAGAAGAGCGGGAAGGGACUGAAGACCUGCAAGAGCCCCGGGCGGAAAAGCAAGGAGAGCAGCCCCAAGGGGCGCAGCGGCAGCGCCUCGUCGCCCCCCAAGAAGGAGCACCACCACCACCACCACCAUGUGGAGCCCCCGAAGGCACCCGCGCCACUGCUUCCGCCCCCGCCCCCACCCCCGCCGGAGCCCCAGAGCUCCGAGGACCCCGCCAGCCCCCCCGAGCCCCAGGACUUGAGCAGCAGCGUCUGCAAAGAGGAGAAGAUGCCGAGAGCAGGCUCGCUGGAGAGCGACGGCUGCCCCAAGGAGCCAGCUAAGACUCAGCCCGCGCUCACGACCGCCGCCGCGGCCACAGAAAAGUACAAACACCGAGGGGAGGGAGAGCGCAAAGACAUUGUCUCAUCCUCCAUGCCAAGGCCAAACAGAGAGGAGCCUGUGGACAGCCGGACGCCCGUGACCGAGAGAGUUAGCUGACUUUACACAGAGCGGAUUGCAAAGCAAACCAACAAGAAUAAAGGCAGCUGUUGUCUCUUCUCCUUAUGGGUAGGGCUCUGACAAAGCU